Molecule: messenger RNA, 11329 nt
Organism: Astyanax mexicanus (Mexican tetra)
Lineage: Eukaryota; Metazoa; Chordata; Actinopteri; Characiformes; Acestrorhamphidae
Gene: slc8a1b
Product: solute carrier family 8 member 1b
Exons: 7
Coding region: 930-3761 (943 amino acids)
Biological process (GO): sodium ion transmembrane transport; calcium ion import across plasma membrane; cell communication
Cellular component (GO): sarcolemma; axon; postsynapse
Molecular function (GO): calcium:sodium antiporter activity
Source: RefSeq, a predicted model, not a curated record
GGGUCCCGCCGCUAACAGGGGGCUCCACAUCACACUCCAGCGUCAUCACGCGCGCGCGCGAGUGAGAGAGAGAGAGAGAGAGGGAGUGAGAGAGAGAGAGAGUGAGGAACAGAGAGAGAGAGCAGCAGUAGAGAGUCCCACUCUAGAGCUCCGCAGCUUUCACACUCUCUCUCUCACACACACACACACACACACACACACUCUGACGAGCGCGCGCGUACACGAGGGAGAGGGUAAAGCGAGCGCGCGCGAAAGAGAGAAAGAGAGAGAGAGAGAAAGCGCGAGGAGGACGGCAGGAGAAGAAUGAGGAAGACCUGGCGCGCGCGCUGAAGACCGCUGCUGCCCUCUGAAGCGCGAGAUCUGCUGAAGAAGCACCGGCCGUCUGAUCUCUGCGGGUCCGGUCACGGAACAGAGCACACACACAUACCGCGCGCGCGGGAAGGAGAAAACACCAGCGUGCGUUUUCGUGCGUGUGUGAGCGCGCGCUUCCGAGCAUGCCCGUGCCUGUGUGCGCGCGCGUAUGGGAACCGAGAAACAAAUCUAACCUUUCCACCGUCUCGAGCCUAUAAGAAACACCCCCCCCACCCUCAGCCUCCCUCGCUCCCUCCGCCCCCCCCCCUCUGCAACCGCCAGCACACUACUACCACCACCACUUACCACCCCCACCUACCCACCACCCCCUCUACCAUCAUCAUCAUCCUCACCACCACCACCACCAACACCACCUCAACCGCCUCCUCCUCCUCCACCUACUCCACAACCCUGCAACAAAACCCACCGAGACGAAUGUGAGCCUGGACACGGCGGACUGCUCCACACUCACCCUGACCUCUCCUCCUUCUCCUCCUCCUGCUCCUCUUUCUGCUCAUCUUCCUCCUGUUAAGGUUUCUAAAGCAGCAGACUGCUCAUUUGUCACUCGUCGCAGAACAAUGAGGCAGGCCAAGGUUUCCUCAUACCUCUCAAUGGGGCUCCAGUAUCUGGUGAUUGUGGCGAUCCUGCUCACCAACCUUCACCGUGUGAUGGCAGAGAAUGUGCAAGACCACAGCUCGAACCAUAACACUUCUGACAACAAAUCGGAAUCCUGUGGAGGCAUUGUCGAGUGUGCACCUGGAGUCAUUCUCCCCGUGUGGGAGCCUCAGAACCCCUCGUUUGGGGACAAAGUGGCACGGGCUACGGUCUACUUCGUGGCACUGGUGUACAUGUUCCUUGGAGUGUCAAUCAUCGCAGACCGUUUCAUGGCAUCCAUCGAGGUGAUCACCUCUCAAGAGAAGGAGAUCACUAUCAAGAAACCAAAUGGAGAAACGACAACCACUACUGUACGCAUCUGGAAUGAAACAGUGUCCAACCUUACCCUCAUGGCCUUGGGUUCCUCUGCACCAGAAAUUCUGUUGUCCGUCAUUGAAGUGUGCGGACAUAACUUUGAAGCUGGUGACCUCGGGCCCUCCACCAUUGUUGGCAGUGCCGCUUUUAACAUGUUUGUGAUUAUUGGGAUCUGCGUGUAUGUGGUUCCUGAUGGGGAGCAUCGCAAGGUGAAGCAUCUGCGCGUCUUCUUUGUAACUGCCGCUUGGAGCAUCUUUGCCUACCUGUGGCUCUACCUGAUACUGGCUGUUAUCUCUCCAGGGAUUGUCCAGGUGUGGGAAGGUCUUCUCACCCUCUUCUUCUUCCCUAUCUGUGUGGUGUUUGCUUGGAUAGCUGACCGUCGUCUUCUCUUCUACAAGUAUGUCUACAAGCGCUAUCGGACUGGCAGGCAGCGUGGCAUGAUUAUUGAGACGGAGGGUGAUCGUCCGCUUCCAUCUAAAGUGGACAUUGAAAUGGAUGGGAAGAUGCUCAACUCCCACGCUGUGGACUUUCUGGAUGGCACUCUCACACUGGACUUGGACGAUAAGGAUCUGGAUGAGGAGGAGGCCAGGCGGGACAUGGCAAAAAUCCUGAAGGAACUGAAGCAAAAGCAUCCUGACAAAGAGGUUGAGCAACUGAUCGAGCUUGCUAACUACCAGGUACUCAGCCAGCAGCAAAAGAGCCGUGCAUUCUACCGCUGCCAGGCCACAAGGCUGAUGACUGGUGCCGGAAACAUUCUGAAGAAACAUGCAGCGGACCAAGCCCGUAAAGCAGUGAGCAUGCAUGAGGUACGCAGUGACACUGGUGAAAACGACCCCAUUUCCAAGAUCUUCUUCGAACCUGGUUCCUACCAGUGUCUGGAGAACUGUGGAACUGUUGCUGUAAAUGUAAUCAGGCGUGGUGGUGACCUCAACCAGAUGGUGUCUGUUGAAUUUCGCACUGAAGAUGGCACAGCAAACGCUGGCUCAGACUACGAGUUUACUGAAGGCACUGUUGUUUUCAAGGCGGGUGAGACGCAGAAGGAGAUCCGCAUUGGGAUAAUUGACGAUGACAUCUUUGAAGAGGACGAAAACUUCCACGUUCACCUCAGUAAUGUUCGCGUUCUUCACGAAGGAGCAGAACCAGAGACCACUGAAGCCAACCAUGUGGAGACCAUCGCGACUCUUGGCUUGCCCACCACUGCGACCGUCACUAUCUUUGACGAUGACCAUGCUGGAAUCUUCACCUUUGAAGAGCCUGUGACCCACGUCAGCGAGAGUGUAGGCGUGAUGGAGGUGAAGGUGCUCAGGACAUCAGGAGCUCGCGGCGUUGUUAUGGUACCCUACAAGACUGUCGAGGGCAGUGCCAAAGGAGGUGGCGAGGACUUUGAGGACUCCCAUGGCAUGCUGGAGUUCCAAAACGACGAAAUCUUGAAGACGCUAUCUAUCAGGCUCCUCGAUCGAGAGGAGUACAAUAAGCAGUGCAGCUUUUAUGUAGUGCUCCAGACCCCGCAGUGGAGGAGGAGAGGACGCACAGAACACAGAGAGGAAGAGAAGGAAGGAGGAAAGGAAGAGGAGGAGCCUCUCACCGGGGAGGAGGAAGAAGAGCGGCGUAUCGCAGAGAUGGGCAAACCCAUGCUGGGAGAUCAUGUUAAGUUGGAGGUCAUCAUUGAAGAGUCCUAUGAGUUCAAGAACACGGUUGAUAAGCUGAUCAAAAAGACGAACUUGGCUCUGCUGGUGGGCACCAACAGCUGGAGAGAUCAGUUCAUUGAGGCCAUCACAGUCAGUGCUGGUGAGGACGAUGAUGACGAAGAGUGCGGUGAGGAGAAGCUGCCCUCCUGCUUCGAUUACGUCAUGCAUUUCCUGACCGUCUUCUGGAAGGUUCUGUUCGCCUUCGUGCCGCCCACUGACUACUGGAACGGCUGGGCGUGCUUCGUCGUGUCCAUCUGCAUGAUCGGACUCCUCACCGCCUUCAUCGGAGACCUGGCCUCGCAUUUCGGCUGCACCGUCGGCCUUAAAGACUCGGUGACCGCCGUGGUGUUCGUCGCACUGGGCACUUCAGUACCAGACACGUUCGCCAGUAAAGUGGCUGCCAUUCAGGACCAGUACGCAGACGCCUCCAUCGGCAAUGUGACGGGCAGCAACGCGGUCAACGUGUUCCUGGGCAUCGGAGUGGCCUGGUCCAUCGCCGCCAUCUAUCACAACUCCAGGGGCAAGGACUUCCAGGUGGAGACGGGCAACCUGGCCUUCUCGGUCACCCUCUUCACCAUCUUCGCUUUCAUCUGCGUGGCGGUGCUCAUGUACCGGCGCCGGCCGGACAUCGGCGGGGAGCUGGGAGGCCCGCGGACUGCCAAAGCGCUGACCACCAUGCUGUUCGUCAGCCUUUGGCUGGUCUACAUCCUCUUCUCCUCACUCGAGGCUUACUGCCACAUUAAGGGCUUCUAAACACACACUCACAUACACACAUACACACACACACACACACACACAUACAUACAUACACACAUACACACAUACACACUCAACCGCAAUCACAAACACUGAUGUCCAUACGGAGAUACGUACACUCAUGCUCUCGCAUACGUACACAGAGGCUAAACCUAAUAAACAACAAUAACUACAACAAAAUCAACCAAUAAAGGAAAGCGAAUGAGGAAAAAGACUAACACGAAAAAGAAGGAAGCAAAGAGUGGCCAGAACUCUGCUAACCUGCCUGUUUAGUUUCAUUUUUGUGAAAAAAAAAAAAUUUGUUCAGUUUUUGUUCAUUUGGGGUUUAUCUUUCGGCUCCUCUCCACUAUUUCACGCUUCUAAUACCUGAAGGACUGAAUGUGAUUGGAUAAUUGUUGGCUGGUCAAGAUUCUAUUGGUCAUGGGUGAAGAAUGUGAAGAACAAGAACUCUUUUAAGGAAUGUGAAUGUUUUUUGAGAGACCCUUGUUGUUGUUUUUUUUUUCCUUUUGUGGAACUCGAAUAAUCCCAGCAGGCACUGAAAUUGAAAUUUUGGUCAACCAAGUCCAUGACCAACAUUCAACUAGACAACAACAUCUAUUGAGGUCAGAGGCCUGCUGAGAUAAUCAAACUUUCGAAGAAAAGCCAACGUUUGGAAGGCAAGAUCAAGCGCCAAAUAUUUAUGAAAUGUCAGAUUUGCAGCUUUUUCAAAGAGUAGGAAACUCUGGAAAACGCUGUUCCAGUGACUGUAAAUAUAACAUGGCUUUAUUCGAGGAGAUAUAUGCCCUGUAGGACAUGCAGUGAAGAGAUGUGUCGAGUCAAACAUAUGAAAAGAGAUGGGAAAGAGCACUAUUGGGGGGGGGGGGGAUUGUUUGACAGGCAAUUGGUGACUUUCUGACAGAUAAGGCCCAUUUUUUGUAUGGUUUUGUGGUUUGUGUGGUUGUUUUUGAAGCCAUUUUCAGCUCCUAGUUGCUGGUGUGCUGCUGAUAAUAGGUUAUUACCUGUGAAAGAGUCUGACAAAACUGACAAGACAAAAACUGUGGCUACCAUGAGACCGGGUACAUUGUGUAGGACAGCUGUUCUCAGUUCCCUUUUUCCUGAGGAACUCCUGCACCGCUUGGUAUUCUCUCACAAUCGAACACACCCGCACCUUGUCCCGCUAAUCAAGGGCUUGAUAAUCAUCUGAUGAGUUCAUUCGGGUGUGGUUUGAUGGGGAAAAGGCUGAAGUGGUGGGACUGAGACUGCUGUAGUUUUCGUUACAGGGCAGAAGCUUGUGCUACAGACCGAGCAAUAGAACUUUUCUCUCAGUUAAAAAAAAAAAUCUCUAAUGAGAAACUCUUUAAACAGCACCACAGCCAGUGCAGGGCGAGCUAAUGUGUUAUAACAGAGAGCAUGGUGGACGUACGUACUGCUAUUUAUUGUCGUUAUUCAAUGGAAUUGUCAUUCAAUAGAGUCGCUACACUCAAAUUGGCAACGUUAAGUAACGUCCUAGUUGGGGUUUUUUUCUCAAUCACUGUAGAGCAGUGUUGAUUUUUAGCAAAGGUACCAACCAGUCAGAAGGAUUUUGCCGUGAUUCCAAUGUCAAAUUCAAUUCCAUUACUGUGGAAUUUGAGAUAAAUAUUGAAUUCUUGAUGGAAAGCUCGUGCAAGUCAAAUGUCAUUUGGGCAUUUAAUUAUACUAUAAACUAAUUACACUACAAUUACCGAGAUGGCGAGCUAAUUACGCUGCUACGGUGGAACAACCGUACCUCCAGGCCUUCUCCCGAAGAGCCGCCCUCCUGUAGAGUUUAACUUCAGCACUAAUCAGAGGUAAUACCGUGCUCUCAUAUUCAUGAAGCCUCCUGAAGACCUUGAUUAGGUUAAUCCAGCAUGUUAGAUCAAGGUUGGAACAAACUGUGCAGGAGGGAAGCCCUCUAGGACUAGGGUUGGGUCUUGGUAUCUAUUAGCAUUAGUUUGGCAAAGGACUCAUCCAGGGCCCGAAGAUGAGAUACACCAGAAGUGCAUUCCAAACGUUCUCUUUGGAAUUUGGAAUUCCCAAAAUAAAAUAGACUUUUGAGGGUAGUCAGCAAUUUUAAGGGUGGUUACGAAUGACACAAGCCGAAAAAAAACGUCCAGUUGGUACAGUUGGAAGUGAACUUUGAGGAUCCAAAUCUGAAUCCAAAUGUCUCACUUGUACCCCUGUUAGAAAUUUGGCUUUCAGGAAUCAGGAGUCAGAAGUUGUUAGAAAUAUGCCGUCCGGGUCACGGCACCAAGUUUUUAGAAAUUCUGCCUUUAGGAACCAGGAGUCAGGAGACGGCUUCACCCCUGACCCCUUCAUUUUCGAGUUUCACUGAAUUUGGACGAUUAGGGAGCUGAAGUUUGCAAAUUCGCAAGCUUACUGCUUCAAUUUUUAGUUCCACCUUAAAUCCCUGCACCAGCCUGAGCUGAAUGAAUGUAACUGCUGUACCAUUUAAGGUGGAAUGGGAAAUUUAGGCAGCUGUUGAAACACACCACUAGCAAUUUAUUCUGCUUGUUAUAAAGAAAAGGGUCACGAUACAUUGAAACUACAUUAAAUUAAAUUAAGAUAAUGCAAUGGUUAUUGCUUGCUUAUUUUCUAAAGAAGAAAACACAUCAAUCUUGGUGCUGGUGGAAUAUUUCAGUUGAGAACGGUUCACACUUAACCCGGCUAUUCCAACAAAAAUCAGGACACCCUACCGUUAGGUGUGAAUAUGCAAAUCAAAGCUGUAGGUCUAAGUGGUAGGGGAUAGAGGAAUUGGGCAAUGGGAUUGGGUCUUAACCAACAGCAGAUCCCUUUAACCGCAGCACGUGCUCAGAGUGUAAUGAAUUUAUUGACUUAUUUACUCAUUAAUUUCUGCCUAUCAAGCUCCUGACACACUGAAAAAUUGUGCAUUUGACAUUUGAAUCAUGCUGCUUCUCUAUCAGCAGCCGGAGUCCGAGAGAGCACAACCGGCCAUGUUUUCUCUUAAAUGGAUUGAUGGCACUUGCUCUCCUCAAUACUCCAACUAUAAUGCUGGUCAGCCCAGGCGUCUAUUAGCUAAUGUAUCAGAGCUGGGUCGCUGCGCUUUCCUCCAAGUGCGCUCUGAUGCUGCCUAUUGAUGCUGCAACAGUGUCCUCCUAGUGUUGGGGCAUUACUAAUAUGAAAUAAUGAAAGGGGAUUGGAUAAUCGUCACCCUUAUUAAUUUAUUAUUGCAGCCUGAAAUGGUUUCUUGGAACGACAUCAUAGAAGUAGAACUUUCAGUUGACCCCAUGUCUAGAUACCCACUAUUUUUAAAAGAUUUUAAAACAGUUGCUGCAGUUGCUGCCUGAAGGAUCUAAGCUGUAUGUAGUUCAUUGUCAAAGAGCGUCGAAGGUAAACUCGAUUUGCCCGGAUUGCUUCCAUCCCACCUGUCCGACCGCCGACGACUUCAGACCAAGAGUUUACACUGACGACUGUUAUUGUCCCCAAGCCCAAUUUGCAUACACACGACCGCGACCACGCAAAGGAGGCAUAAACAUGUCAAGUCAAGUCAAAGUCGGUAGCCAUGGUCUCAUAGAUUUACUACUAUUUACACACACAUACACACUUACACACACACACUUACACACACACACAUUUUCAUCUGUGUGGAGUUUACGAGGGAGCCUGAUCCCUCCAGUCCUGCUGAGAUUAUUUCAUAACCUGCUGCGUAUUUGGACGUGCGAGGCAAACACUGCAGACUAUCCGGGGUUUUAGAAGAAACAACUUUAGACGUAGUCCAGUUUUAAAGUCGUAGAUCUAGUCUGGAUGAGGCACCAAACUUCCUUAGAAUCGCUAGGUUUUUUUAAUCGAGCUAAAGAUUAUAUAUACGAAUAAUUCCUAUUAGAAUGGCUUUAAACGUUGACGGGGGAAAAAAAGGGACGGCAAGAUUUUUUUCUCUCUCUCUUGUCCAGAUUUUCAAUCUUCGGGGAUAUAUUCUAGACUAGAGCUGACGUAGAUUUUAAGACUGAAGUAGUCGCCUACUUUAGAUUUGAGACGAUUAGUAUGGCUGAUGCGUAGUUUUAGUCUGCUCCAAAUUUGCCAAAGGGAAAGGGUCUUUCUGGAUGACAAUUUGACUAAUAGACUUUCUAGAGUUCUAGAGUUCUAGUGCUGCCUAGCUACAGAAGUGGGUUUUGUAUUCGUAACUGACGUUUUUUUUUUUUUUUUUUACCAACACCAAAAACAUUGCCCCAGAGAAACGUUAGAAUCGACUGAAAACGCCUUGGUAAUGUUUUUGUUCCCCUGGCUGGGGCAUUUUCUUAUGAAGAUUUAUACGUGAUGUUCACUUUCAAUUUGGAAGCGAGGGGUACUGCCUGCACCCUCGCCCACUGUGUCUCGAUCUUUUCACAGCUGGCAGAGCAUCUAAAGAUUUGCUGAUUUCGUUUUUAAAGGGAAUUCUGGGAAUUGGAGUGCAUUAGGGUUGGGGGUAUUUUGAUGUAUGUAGGAGAAAAGUGUACAACUCUAAAAUGUCUGUUCUUCGUUUUUGUUUUGGGCUUGUUUCUUUUCUUUUUUUUCUUUUCUUUUCUUUUUUUUUUCAGGUCCAUACACCCAAGGUGUUGGAACCCUCUUUUGUUUUCGUUUUUUUGUUUGUUUGCUAGUUUUUAACGAUCGCCUAAAAAAAAAAAGAGAGAGAGAAAAAAGAGAAAUGGUUGCACUGGCUCCCGUGUUUUCUUACGGAAAAAAAUGAAUGAAGCGGACACUGAAGAAGACCCGCCGUCAUGCGGCCGUUUUCAGGACCCAACACCUACAACCACGUGAUACGUGAAAGAUUUGAAAAUUUGAGACAAAGGAAAAAACAAGAACGUGACCCGUUUUCUCGUUCUCUUGUUUUCUCGUUCUCUGACUGAACCCUGACACUCGUUAAAAAAAAAAAAAAAGAGAAACGAAACAAUAAAAAGCGUAAAGAGCUCUAAAGGAGGACGGUGGGUGGACUCAACGUGAAAUACAGCCAUACUCCGCGUCCCUCUGUGGACAGGGGGGGGAAGAAGCCGCCGUGGACUUCCCGCGCGCCGCAGCCUCCUGCUGCCCACGUCCAGCUGCUGGCCGCAGCGACCUGUCUGGAGAUGUGUCUGCACCUAAAUGUGUGUAUGAGUGUAGGCCUAUAUGUGUGUGUACGAAUGUGUGGGUGUGUGUUUGUUCACACUCGAGGGGCUUGCCUGGGGCGCCUCGGGGGGGGACGGGGACGCACGCCCCCUACAGGCCACGGCGCUCCCCAUCCCCCGGCGCUCCUCUAGUGGCCGCGUCUGCUCCAAAGGUCCACUUCCGACCUGUGGGUGUGACUGUGGGCGGGCGUUACUGCAUUUCAAAGCCCGCCUGUGACAGCCGACAACCCUCCCUCCUACUCCCUCCUAAGCCCCGCCCCUGCCUUGCCCCGCCCCCCCACCCCCCACAUUCAUAUUUGGAAUGUUAAUGUGCUACUUGUUGACACUGUGCAUGGAUGCUAACCUGUCUGUAUAUAGUAAGCAGUAACCCAUUCGUUCAUGUCUGUUGACGGAGGUUCGAAAGGUGUAUAGAUAUUUGAAUUUUUGUUUGUUUGUUUGUUUGUCUGUUUUGGUUCGUUUGGUUUGUUUCAAUCUCUCGCUACUUUUUAAGUUUUAUUCGGAAGGAGUUUUUAAAAAUCUCUUGGUCUUAACUUGCACAUGUCAAUGGAAAAGGCAGUAUCUGUCGUUCUAGUCAGUACAUGGGAGUUUUAACACGAGGGAUGCAUGGGUACUUGUACAAUAAUAAUAAUAAUAAUAAUAAAAAUAAUAAUAAUAAUGAUAAUUACGAUAUUAAUAUUAAUGAUAACGAUAACGAUAACAACGCCUCUUCUUGCUUGUUGCCAUGGUUGUAUUAUUUGACAUUAUAAGAGACUAUUGUACAUCAAAGGAUAUUUUGUCAUUGAAGAGUUUCAUAUGUAUAUACUGUACAGUUCAAAGUGAAAGGCGAGUGUCGGUUGCCUUGGCAUUAUCACAGAGCAGCGCAUAUAUUUAUUUUCAACCCUUGGUCAACUCAAGAAUGACAAAUAUUGCCUUUCGGAUAGGUCGCUGUUAUCUCUCUCCGUUCUUUUUAUUUUUUUUUUCAUUAUUUUUUUUUCCGCUCGAUGCUUGUUUCGUCCUUACUCCUUCGCUGAGCAGUGUGUGUGUGUGUGUGUGAGAGUGUGUGACAGUGUGUGUGCCUGUGUGUGUGUGUGUGUGUGAGAGGAUGUGUGUUAUAUCCGGUGUUAAGUUACUUACACUAAUAUGAGACAUGAGGGGACGCGUAAUGUUCAAAAUUGUGCUGGACCUGGUCUGCAUCUUGCAAAUGUAUAUGAUCUGUCUUGUUGACAACAAGAUAAUGUCUGGAGAAUGUCUUUCUGUGUGUGUGCUUGCGUGUGUGUGUGUGUGUGUGUGUGUGUGUGUGUGUGAGACAUUUUGAGCCCCCCAGACCCUUUAUUUCCCCCCCACUGCUCAGAUGGACUCUAGUUUUUUCAGGGGUUUAAUAAUAUCUUUGAUAAUAUCUUUGUAUUUUUCUCUCUCUCUCUCUCUCUCUCUCAGUCUUUCUCUCUCUCUCUCUCUCUCACUCUCUCUCUCAGUCAUUCUCUCUCUCUCUCUCUCUCCACCCCAUGGUCCAUAUCUCUGCUGGCUCCUUGCAUUAACAGGCAUCCCGUGUCGGUACGUCGUCUGUUCUAAAAGAUAGAUUUGAUCUGGCCUCUGCCUGUCUGAAGGCUGCUGCACUGUUAUUAUCUUAAUCACUGAUAGAUGACAGAUAUGAAUAUCAUAAUACAGAGUGAUAAUUAGCUGCAGAGCAGUGGUAUCAGUGGUGACAGUUUUUAAAAGGCUGUGUUCUCUCCAGCAGUGGAACGGAUUAGUAUUGCAGAUGGAGGGACUCAGGGAUGGUGAAUAUGGUCUUCAGUAGGGGUUCUCAAUCUCUAAGACCAUGUACAUCCUAUGAAAAACCAUACAUUCCAACUACUAACUUCUGGGGCACCAAGUGCGAGAUGCGUCGCAAUGCUCUUUGCUAUCUUACACCCCGUCAAUAGCAUCAGAGUUUAGGAAUAAAUCUACACUGGUGGGCGCGGUGGUCUGGAAGUGAAGUGUGUUUUCAGAUAAAUUUAUGGCAUGUUGCGAAUUUGGUUGCGGAAAAAAAACACAGGUGCGCCACUGACUGAAAUAAACCUUGACAAUACAGUAUAUAAUAUGUGAUAUAUUAUUACAAAACACCAUUGGGCAGCUUUUCAGCCUCAUAACUGGAAACUAUAACUGAAAGAGAUAAAUGUCUGUAGUUACAGUGAAUGUAUUCAUGAUUAGGACGUUAUAUCAAGUUAUAUCAACUUAUUUAUUAAAAACAGGAAAAUAGAAAAUAGAAAAUGAGUUAUAUAUUAGUAAAAUGCUUACCUCAAUUUAUUGGUUUAAUAAUCAAGCACUUCCAAAAACGAACUUAUCUUUUUUUAUUUUUACGCUUCUGAUCAAUUUUAUUUUUAUUAUAAAACAAUAUAUGAAAAUUAUAAUCCAACAUAUGUAAAAAAGGGAAGACAAAUUUCAAAGCCCCUCUUACAUCAAGGAUAUCUUGCAUUUGCUUGUGAGUAUAAACUGUGGUUAAGCUGCAUUGUUGAU